Molecule: messenger RNA, 4725 nt
Organism: Epinephelus moara (kelp grouper)
Lineage: Eukaryota; Metazoa; Chordata; Actinopteri; Perciformes; Serranidae
Gene: zfyve9b
Product: zinc finger, FYVE domain containing 9b
Exons: 16
Coding region: 3-2834 (943 amino acids)
Biological process (GO): liver development; endosomal transport
Cellular component (GO): endosome; early endosome membrane
Molecular function (GO): metal ion binding
Source: RefSeq, a predicted model, not a curated record
AAAUGCUGAAGUUCUUCUCUGCGCGGGAUGACGAGAAUGAAAGCCUUCUGGGAGCAAUAACUGAGGAUGAAGGAGACAAUCCGUCUCUGCAGGACACCAAGCAGCACUGGCUGAACAGACCCUGCCUGCUGGUGCUUAAAGAUGGGGAUGUGUCCAAACCAGGAUUGGGCUGCGGCCAAAUAAGACCAGAAUCUCCGUCUAAGACCCCCUCAGACACAUCAGUCAGAGGCAGCUUUGGGCCAUGUGAGCAGAAACCAUCUGAACAUCCUGCCAAAACUGCCUCACCCUCCCAGCUGGAGGAGGGCAGCUGCACUGUGACCACCAUCUCCACAUGGGGUGAGAGUUGUUUCGGGGAGUCUUCCAGCCCCCUGGUGCUGAGCCCUGCUGAGGCCGCAUGGCCAGAUGAGGAGGAAGAGGAGGAGGUGGCAGAGGAAAAGAAGAAGCCCCAGGCUCCGCCAUCAAAGGAGGACUCUGUGGUUGAGGAGAAGGAGCUGGAGGAGAGCAGGCUGGAGCAGCAAGAGCAGUCCUGCAGCUCCGAGGCGACCGCAGCACCUUCUACUCUCUCACAGGAUGACGCACAUGGCAGGGGGCCCAAGGAGCUCCAGAGCCAGUUUAAGAUGGUCAGAUCUAAUGGAGGAGAUGAGACGAACAACAGCAAGGCUCAGGGAGCCAGUGGAGAGGGAGCGGUGGGGGACUGUGCAGCUUCCCCACUAGAUCCUGACAAUGAGUCCCAGCUGAGCCCUGUUGGUAUUCUGUCCAAGGAUCGAGGCACUGUCCUAGGAGAGGUAGCUCCAGUGUGGAUCCCUGACGCUCAGGCGCAGGUCUGCAUGAAGUGUGGGGUCAAGUUUACGUUUACUAAGAGGAGGCAUCACUGCCGAGCCUGUGGGAAGGUUUUUUGUGCACUCUGCUCCAGCCUGAAGUUCAGACUCACACAUCUGGAUGGCAAGGAGGGGCGAGUCUGUGUUUCCUGUCAUUCAACCCUCCUCAAAAGGACACCACCGAGGGGGAAAAGGAGGGUGUGGUUUGCAGAUGACAUCCUCCCCACUAAGCAGUCAGAGUCCGCUCCGACCACACCAGUCAGAGGGUUCUCACCGCUGAUGAGACGAGCGCUGGGCGGGCCGGUCAGAAGUCCUGUGGGGUCACCACAGCUUAGGAGAGCCUUGCGGCCGCAUGGGACGAAUAUCAACGAGGCCUGUGGUCCUUAUGGAUGGGGCACCACAGCGUUAGUCAGCAGCUCUGCCAACCUCAUCCCUCUGAAUGGCUUGCCACCCAUCCUCACCUCCACAGGAGUCAAAGGAGAUUACACUGUGGAGGAGCAGCCCUCUGAGAUGCUGCUUAUUCAGGAGUUGGAGAGUGGCAGGCCCAAGCCCCUGGUGUUUGUCCUCAAUGCCAACCUACUGGCUAUGGUCAAGCUGGUCAACUAUGUCAACAGGAAGUGCUGGUGUGUAACAUCAAAGGGAAUGCACGCUGUCGGCCAGGUGGAGGUGGUGGUGCUGCUGCAGUGCCUGCCUGAAGAGAAGAGCUUCCCCAAAGACAUUUUCAGCCACUUUAUCCAGCUGUACAGGGACACCCUCACAGGAAAGGUUGUGAAACACCUGACGCUGUCCUUGCUCGGCAGUAGUUUCCUGGGCAGCGAGGAGCACGCGGGCUUCUUGUACAUUCGCCCCACUCUCCAGUCCCUUCAAGGUCUACCUCUGCCAAACCAGCCCUACCUCUUUGGCCUGCUGGUCCAUAGAGCAGAGGUGGCCUGGGCCAAAGCCUUCCCCUUGCGUCUUAUGCUGCGACUGGGGGCCGAGUACAGAUUUUACCCGUGUCCCCUUUACAGCGUGCGCUUCAGGAAGCCCUUGUUUGGGGAAAUUGGCCACACCAUAAUGAGACUGUUAGUUGACUUUAGGAAUUACCGUUACAGCCUACCAAUGGUGCCGGGGCUCACUGUGGAUCUAGAGGCUCAGAGGACCUGCAUAAAGAUACCAACCAGCGGGUAUAAUGAACUAAUGAAGGCUUUGAAUAAAUCCAAUGAGCAUGUGCUGGCCAUCGGGGCGUGCUUCAAUGAGACUGCAGACUCCCACCUCAUCUGUGUGCAAGGAGACGAUGGCCAGUACCAGACCCAAGCCAUCAGCAUCCACAAUCAGCCACGCAAAGUGACUGGAUCCUGCUUUUUUAUAUUCAGCAGUGCACUGAAAGCGACUGCAGGAUAUCUGGCCAAGUCCAGCAUCGUAGAAGAUGGGCUGAUGGUGCAGAUCACCGUGGAAACCAUGGCAGAGCUCCGCCGGUCGCUACGGGAGAUAAAGGACUACACCGUCACCUGCGGACGGCUUGACCAAUCAGACAGCCAGGAGCUGGUUUGUGUACAGUGGGUGGAGGAGAAAUGCACUGUGAAUAAGGGAGUUAUUAGCCCCAUCGAUGGGAAAUCCAUGGAGUCCAUCAGCAGUACAAAAAUGUUCCAGAAGUCAGAAUACAAAGAAAACGGGAAGAUCAUCCGUUGGACAGAAGUGUUCUUCCUGCAGAGGGGGGAUCAUCCCAAAGGAGGAGCGAGUGACUCUGCAGAACACGACAGGUUAACAGAGCGGAUCGCCCGGGCAUUUUGCUUGGCACUGUGUCCACACCUCAAACUGCUGAAAGAGGACGGGAUGGCCAAACUGGGGCUACGUGUUGCUUUUGACUCUCAAGAGGUGGGAUUUGUGGCCGGGAGCAACGGGCAGCCCCUCCCUGCUCAGUACCUGAACGCCCUGGAUAGCGUGCUGAUCCCCGUCAUACACAGCAGGGGGCGCAAGAGAGGCGACGAGCCCAUAGUGAUGGAGCUUAUCUUUUACAUCCUGGAGAACAUCACCUAGAGUGCACCCAACUAUUCCAUCUUAUUAAACCCUGACCACAGCUCUGUCUCCGGCACUUCUCAUCAGUGUUGCCAUCAGUUUCAGGGCAACAAAAGCAUUCAAAGGGCGAACCAGACCACAUCCACGGUCUGCAUCCAUCUCAUCCACUCACGAGUAGAGAGAAACGAUCUGACUCUUAGUGGUUCUCUGAUCUCACCCUGCCCUGCAGCAGACAAUCUGGGUACGCAUGAAACCUAGGAUGGACCAUCAGAUCACUGUACACUGUACAGACGUAGCAAUUUCAUAGCUUGAUAUCAUUCACGUCACAAAUGUUCAAUACAAAUUCCCAUAGGGAGAAUACCUUUAAAAGUGGGAGCCGGAUUCAGCCCCACGACCUUAAAGCAAAGAGAAAAAGAGAAUGACUUGAAGAACAGAAUGUAGUAGAUCUGUAGCAAAUUGAUGCAACACUGAAUGAAUGCCUGAAGAAUGUUUUCUUACUGGAUGUAUUUUAAUUGAUUGCUCAUGAAAUGUAAUGUCGGCCUAGAAUUAAACUUGCAACAAUGACUGAGUUACUGCCUGUUCAUCCACGACCGUAUACUCAACACGGAGUACUUGUACUUUACUGGAGUAUUACCACUUCACACUGCAUUAUGCUCUUUUUUUUCUCCACCUGUUAAACAACUACAAAUACUAGCUGCUUUGCAGGUUAAGAUUUUACUUCAUACAUAAACAUGAAGGUGGAAGAAUAUUAAAAACAUCUUUUAAUGAAAAGCAGUCAAAACACAAUCAUUUUCUUCCCACGAGAUCAGUUUCGUAAAGACUUUACAGUUGUGACACACACCGAUCAGCCAUGACAUUAAAACCUGACAGGUGAAGUGAAUAACAUUGACCAUCUUGUUACAAUGCAAUGUUCUGCUGGGAAACCAUGGGUCCUGAAUUUCAUGUAGAUGCCACCUGACAUGCACCACCCACCCAAACAGCGCUGCAGACCAAAAACACCUCAUAGAAACAGAAAUCGCCAUUGACAGUGGCCUCCCAGCAGGGCAAUGCACCAUGCCACACCACAAUGAGUGGCCCGAGGAACGUGAGAAACAGCUGAAGGCAUCACCCUGGGCUUCCAAUUCCCCAGAUCCCAAUCUGAUCAAGCAUCUGCAGGAUGUGCUGGUACCCUAGAGGUUCUGUGUCCGUGCCUUGAUAGGUCAGAGCCCAGUCCGACCUACGCUGGGGCCUUUGAACUGUCGAGGCAUGGGCACAUGGCCUCUAGGGUACCACCCCCAGAGGUCCUGUGUCUAUUCCUCAGAUGCUCAGAUUGGGAUCUUGGGAAUUCUGGGGCCAGGUCGACGCCUUGAGAUCUUUGUCACGUUCCUCGGGCCAUUCCUGAGCCGUUUUUGUAGUGCAGCAUGAAGCCUUAUCCUGCUGAGGGUGGAUACUGUCAUCGGGGAGUGCUGUUGCUAUGAGGGGAUGUACUUGGUCUGCAACGGUCAUUGCAUGGGUGGUGCAUCUCAAGUGGCAUCCGCAUGAAUACCAGGACCCAAGAUUUCCCAGCAGAACAUUGCAUUGCAACAAAUGAUAAGUGUUAUUCACUUUGCCUGUCAGUGGUUUAAAUGUUGUGGCUGUACAUUGCAAUAAAAGGAAAAGCUGCCUGUUCCAGCCUGUUAAAAACAAAGCCCUUGUUUAUACAUCUUGCAUCCAUUUGAAGACUGAAUGAGUGUAAAAACAACCCCUUCACUCAAGUACUAAUGGAAAUAUGACCACAUUUUUGUCCCUAAUGAACCCAGCUGAUGGUUGAGUAGUGUGGGUGGAGAUCCGGUCCGCAGGAUGCUUUCUCUCUGCCUCUUACUAUGAAUCUCUUUAAACAAAGCAGAAUGGGGCUCUUGUUUACCUCCUACUUGCUCCACAUACUUGGGAUGGC